This is a messenger RNA of Camelina sativa (false flax), 672 nucleotides long. NCBI's taxonomy places the organism in Eukaryota, Viridiplantae, Streptophyta, Magnoliopsida, Brassicales, Brassicaceae. The record is from RefSeq and is a predicted model, not a curated record.
UGUUUACAUAUGUGUCUGUAUGUGUGAGUGUGUGUAUAUAUAUGCAUGCGUAGCCACAACGUUGGACAAGCACAACAAAGAAUAACGAAAGAUGGAGAAUUCUCAGAGUCAGAGCAGAAACAAGAAAAAGAGGCUAACACAAGAGCAACUAAGACAACUGGAGAAAUGCUUCACCGUGAACAAGAAACUCGAGCCAGAUCUCAAGAUUCAACUGUCGAACAAGCUAGGUCUACCUCAGAGGCAAGUCGCAGUUUGGUUCCAAAACAAACGAGCCAGGUCCAAGACUCAGUCUCUCGAGCUCCAACACUGCGCUCUUCAGUCCAAGCUCGAAGCGGCUCUCUCCGACAAGGCAAAGUUAGAGCAUCAAGUGGAGUUUCUCCAAGAUGAGUUGAAGAGAUCGAGGAAUCAGCUUGCUCUGUUCACAAAUCAUGAUUCUCCUGUGUGUAACUCUUAUCUAGGUUCUUGUGAAGAACGUCACGCUCACGAUGAUGAAGUGGUGGUCUUCGACGAGCUUUACGCUUGUUUUGUUAGCAAUGGACAUGGAUCUUCAUCAACCUCAUGGGUUUGAUUCUGUUUCAACACAGACAAGAUUCCAAUAUAUAGUCUUGUUUCUGUUUUUUUUUUUCCUUUGUUCGCUUUCAUGCGGUCUGAAUAUAGAAUUGCAAUCUGUAA